Triticum aestivum (bread wheat) is the source of this 1823-nucleotide messenger RNA. RefSeq lists its product as uncharacterized. The transcript is spliced from 3 exons. The record is from RefSeq and is a predicted model, not a curated record. NCBI's taxonomy places the organism in Eukaryota, Viridiplantae, Streptophyta, Magnoliopsida, Poales, Poaceae. The coding region runs from base 149 to 1480 and encodes 443 amino acids.
CCUGGAAGCCGCCGGAUCGCUCUGCUUCCGAGUCCCGAACGCCUCUUGCCGCCGCCUCCUUGGUCGGCAAGGCAGCUAACCUUACAUAUAACCCGGAUUUGUCCUCACAGAGACCAGCCCUAAUUUUCCGAUCUGUUUCAAGGUCGCCAUGGCUGUCGCCGCCUUCCCAAACUGGCUGAUGCUGGAGCGUUUCGUCUUCCGCAGGGACGACGAGGGGUCUUUUCCGGACAACACCAAGGCACCCAUCCGGGCGUCCGGCACGACCUCCUGGAACGCUCCCUUCCGCAUCGCCUUCUGCCUCGCCGAGCCCCCGCUUCCCUCCCGCCUCUACGCCCAGUUGCCACGUUUUCCAGAUCCGAGGAAGCAUAUUCCCUUAGCCAUCAUGGCGACCCACCGCCAUCUCCUCCUGCUUCGUAUCGCCACCAAUACCCCUGCACUAGGGCUGGUGCAGGACUUCCUUGUCUACAACGCCUACGACCCUUCCUCGCUCAAAGCUCUCCAACCUUGUACCGAGCCGUACACGGAUUAUACCCGCACGGGUGACAACCUACCUCGUGGUCCUCCCCUCCAGGAAGGGAAGCAGCGCCUACUGACGGUCAAAUCCAUGGGCCUCUUGUGCCGAGGCGAAGACGAGCAAGAGUUUGCGGUGGCAGAGCUCCUCGUUUUUAAGGACAUCCACUCUAAGGUCUAUGCUGACAUCUGUUUGCUACGCUCCUCCACAUCAGCUGGCCCCGUACUUGGCGGCACUUGGAACUCCAUGCGUCUACCAAUCCUUGGCAUCGACAAUGUCAAUGAUCCUUGGCACCUCUGUUGCUGGGACACCGACACCGUCGUUCCCUUCAACCGCUCGCUUUGCUGGAUCGACUACCACCGAGGCAUCCUCAUCUGUGACGUCUUCGGAGACCCCAUCCCUACCGUAUCUUUCCUCGCGUUCCCCCUUGAUGAGUUCCCUUCUGCUCACACUCACAAUCAAAUCAAGCCAUCCAGCUGGUUAUACCGGGGUGUGUCCGCCAUCGAUGACGACGGUGUGCUCAAGUUUGUGAAUGUCACUCGUCAUGAUGGCAUUGGUCAUGGAGAACUCAAAUCUGGGUCAGGCUUCACCAUCACUUGCCACACUCUCACAUUAGGUAGCAUGGUGUGGGAAUUAGAGUACAAGAUCACUUCGGCUGAGCUCUGGUCUUCCAAUCCGCACCUUCCACACACAAUCCUCAUGUUUCCUCAAGUAAAUGUCGACAGGCCAUAUGUAGUGCACUUUCUCAUCAGCGAAUUCAAAUACGUCAUCAGGAAGAUGUGGGUGGUUAGCAUUGAUAUGAGCACCAGGACUGUGGAGUCAAUUUCCCAAUACAUCAAUGGGAAGGACGGCCUUAAAACCGAUGAUGCUGACUUCACCAGAAGAAAGUCUGGCGCUCCCACGUCCUUCCUCCCCUGUGAAUUCUCUAGGUUCCUUCGUCUCUCCAGAAGAAACGAGGAUAUGGAAUGACUCACGGUCUGCAGAUCAAGUUCAACUACAAUAAUGAGAGCAAGGAUAUGGAAUGACGUCUGCCAACUUCAUCAUACUGGAUAGCUUACUGUCUACUACAGUUCAGGUGCAACUACAAUAAUUGCAAGGAUGAAGCUUUGGGAGAGACUACUCAUACGCAACUUAUGUAGCUCACCGUUAUCUUGAUGUCUGUGAGGAUUCUAAUCUAAUAUAAUGUAUUAAUGUACUAUCGUCCGUCCUCUAAAUUUGCGUCAUUUCUUUUAUUGUUUGCCUUUGGACAGCCUUGGCUGCUUGCAAAAGACUAUUAAAAGUUAGCUGAAGUAUGCGAUCGUUAUUUCUGAAA